Molecule: messenger RNA, 1941 nt
Organism: Gloeophyllum trabeum ATCC 11539
Lineage: Eukaryota; Fungi; Basidiomycota; Agaricomycetes; Gloeophyllales; Gloeophyllaceae
Product: phosphoglycerate mutase-like protein
Exons: 7
Coding region: 119-1606 (495 amino acids)
Cellular component (GO): fungal-type cell wall
Molecular function (GO): acid phosphatase activity
Source: RefSeq, a predicted model, not a curated record
AUUGCGCCGCCGGUACCUACGUUCAAUGAUAUCAUUACUCGCUUAAUUUCCGUGCAGCAUAAAAUGCGGGGCAGCUGUAGGUUGCCUGCGCUGUCGUGCUCACCUCGAGGUUGAAGACAUGUCUGUCAGGAUGCUCAGGCUAUCGUCGCCGUUUGUUCUCCUCGGCAUUGUCUCUUCGCUAACCUCAACGGCCGCUGUACCGUAUUUCAAGACUCGGGAUGAAGUCUUGAGCUACGCCAGCGUCAACGGCAUCACUAUCCCGCACCACAAACGACAAGUGAUAGAGGGACCAGGCGGAUACCAGUUUGAUGUCCUGGAGCAUCUCGCCGGGAUUGCUCCCUACUUUGACGCUCCGGGCGUCCAGCUAGACCCGGACGUUCCUUCAGGGUGUUCAGUCGCGAAGGCGACGUACCUCGUUCGCCAUUCCAACAUCUACGCUAACGAUUACGACUAUGAGACAUAUCUUUCGCCCUUCCUGGAAAAGCUAGCAAACUUCUCAGACAAGUCCGCCUUCACCCGGACGAGCGACUUGCGGUUCUUGGCGAAUUACACGUCGCCGAUUACGAACGAGACCGCGCAGCUCGAGAAAGUGACCCCGUCUGGUAUCCAGGCUGCGCAGGCUUUCGGCGGUGUUAUCGCCAGGAUGUACCCAAACCUCACUUCGACGACGAGCGGCGCUUUUAGAGUCUGGGCCGCUUCAGCAUCCAGGACGGUCGAGUCUGCGCAGGCCUUCAUACAAGGGGCGUUCUCCCGCAACGACAGCGCGCAGCUGGUCGUCGUCAACGAAGGCGAGAACGACAGCGCCAACUCCCUAACACCUCAUAUAUCUUGCCCGAAUUUCCACUCGUCAGCAGGCUCGGAGCAACAAGGCGCAUGGCAGGAUCAGUACACCGCUCCUAUCAUCGCCAGGUUCAAUGCCGCUGUCCCCGGCUUUAACUUCACGGUAGACGACGUCUUCGGCAUGCAGGAAUUGUGCGGCUACGACACAGUAAUCAGGAACAGGACGGAAUUCUGCAAUUUAUUCUCUGUUCAGGAGUGGCUUGACUUCGAGUAUGCCAACGACCUUAUGUACUUUUAUAGCAUCGGAUACGGGAACCCUAUUGGCCCCCAACUCGGCCUGCCUUGGCUCCGCGCGUCGCUGGACAUCCUGAAAUCCGACCAAAACUCGACCACCUUCAAUCAAUCUCUCUACGUGUCUUUCAGCCACCGCGAAGAGCCCCCUCUGGUCCUCACCGCUCUCGGACUCUUCAACAAUUCCGAUUACUACCCGGACCUGGACGUGAACAAGACGAUGCCCUCGGACAAGAUCAAUUACGCGCGAGUUUGGAAGACGAGCGAGAUCCUCCCUUUCCUCGGACACCUCGGCCUGGAGAGGUUAGAAUGCGCGGCAAACGGCACGAGCAGCUCUUAUGUACGGGCACUGGUGAACUCGGCGCCCAUUCCGAUUCCUGGGUGCCAGGACGGCCCGGGUUCGUCGUGUGCGCUGGAUGAAUUUGGCCAGUAUAUGUCGCAGAGGGCGACGUUGUAUGGUGAUUUCAUUGGCGCGUGUGGUAUCAAUGAUACUGUCACGAACAGGACGGACCUGCUCGGCAUCUACACAUCGUGAAUAGCUUCCCAGCCGUGUCCCAGGACGAUGAAAAGGAGGACCGACGACUAGUUACGAAGUACGGACUAUUAACGGACUACGGAAUUGGACUACUCGAUUAAUCGCAUGUUGUACGAUCAUCUACGAUGUACCCGCUUGGUUAAAUGUCUCUCUCUCUCACUUUCUUGAUGCGAUCACAUAUUCGUCGCCGCUAAGCUCUUCUUCCGAGUCGAAGUCCGAGUCCGCGGAGUCAUACGGGUCCUCAGGCUUGACUGCCACGGCUCCAUCGUCCAGCUCUGUCUUUGUGACUGGAACGCAAUCUGAACAGUCCUCUUCAAGCUGGUCCUCCAUGUCCG